GCCGGUGCGUAAGCUCAGCGAAGAACACGUGAAAAAGAAAAACAACAAGAAAGAUAGUAAUUUUUUGCUGAUAAUUCACAUUGUCAGCAAGUUUUCAAAUGACUGACAUGAAUUUUAUCAUUUCUGCACCUGGAAAAGUUAUACUUCAUGGAGAGCAUGCUGUUGUUUAUGGAAAGUCCGCAAUUGCUGCCAGUCUAAACCUGCGUAGCUAUGUGCAUCUAUUGAGGAAAGAUGAUGGUGAAAUCACUGUAGAGUUACCUGCUGUAGGACUAAAACAGUCUUGGUCAAUCAAACAGCUGCAAGACAUAGCUAGACAUGACAAAGUGGACAUACAGAAUCCCAGCACACAAAAUGAUGAACUCCUGAGAACUAUUAAGGAGGCUUUAUGCAAAGAUUUAGAAGACACAAAGCUGCAGGCAUCUUUAACAUUUCUAUACCUGUACAUAACUAUCUGUGGAAGUGCUAGCAUUUUGCCAUCUGUAAGUGUUAAAAUAACAUCAAAAUUACCAGUGGGAGCUGGACUUGGAUCUUCUGCAAGCUUCUCAGUGUGUUUGGCUGCAGCUUUGUUGUUAUUGCAAGGUCAUAUUACUGCUCCAGUAAAAGGUGACAAAGAACUAAAACAGUGGAAAGAGGAAGAUUUAGAUCUUAUCAAUAAAUGGGCAAUUCAAGGGGAGAGAAUUAUACAUGGAACACCUUCAGGGAUAGAUAACUCUGUAGCAACAUAUGGUGGUGCUAUUAAAUUUCAGGCUGGAAAAAUCACCAAAUUAAACAAGAUUCCGAGAUUGAGGAUUCUUCUUACAAGUACAGAUGUACCAAGAAGUACAAAAGUACUGGUAGCCAAUGUAAGGGAAAGACACAACAGGCUAUCAGAUGUGAUGCAGCAUGUAAUGGAUGCUACUGAAGCUGUCACAGAACAGUGUGAGAGACUGUUGGAAACCAUGGCAACUGAAUCUCAAACCUCGAUAGAAAGUGAAUACACAUCUUUAGAGGAAUUGAUUGACAUCAACCAACAUUUACUGGAAGCUAUGGGUGUAAGUCAUGUGACCCUUGAUAAAAUAUGUCAUGUGACAUCUAAAUAUAAACUGCAUUCCAAACUGACAGGAGCUGGUGGUGGUGGGUGUGCAUUUACUCUGCUCAGGCCUGAUACAGAACACAGUAUGCUAAAUGAUGUAGUGAAGGAAUUGGAAGCCGAAGGGUUUAAUUGUUUUGAAACAGAAGUUGGAAGUUAUGGAGUGAUGGUGCAUGAUACUUUACCUGACGGAGUGUCAUGAACAUGCCUAUAAGUCUUUAAUAUUGAUGGUAAAGACAGACAUUAAUGAGUAGAAAACGCAUGUUCGUAAACAUGAGCACAGUUAAUGUGCGAGGUGUACACAGACAGAAGUUAGACAUGCGUUUAUGUAUGAAGUUUACACAUAAACAGACAUAAUAUACGUUGACUCAAGUAUAUACUCAUCUGAGGAUUGUUGGUUAACUAUCGAUUUUCUUUUGAUGGAAAGGUGCAUGUCUGACUGCAAAAUUAACAUAUAUGUAUAUGUAGCAGACAGAGGGCUAAAUUUCACCUAAAGAGACUCCUGUAAACCUUCAGGUGAUAGAGGCUCAUAUAAACUUCAAGUUGAAAAAGGCUCAUAUAAAACUCAAGUUGAAAGGAGGUUCCCUUUACUGCCUAAUCAUUUAUAUUUAUGCGGGACUAAUUUUCAUGGAUUUCGUGGUUGCAUCUAUCUACAAAAUUAAAUCGAAACAUAAAAGAAAAGUUCCCAUUCUUUGAUCUUGACAAGUGGAUACCACAAAUUAAUGUCCCAAAAAUAGCUGUUUUAGGCAAUAUCAUAAUUCACAGUACCUCAGUUUUCCUUGAGAGCUGAGACAAAAUUCUGCAUUUCACUUAAAUCUGUUCUGGCUAUGUGCAUACAUUAAACCAGAAGUGGAGAAUAUAAGUUUUCUUUAAUUAUAAAGUAUGUGUUGUAUAAGACUGAAAUGAAAUGAACAAUAAAAAUAUGUAAACUGAAUAAAUUGAUGAAAUAUAGAUAACUUGUCUUUGUCAAGAAUUGAAUCUUUAUACUAUGUUUUGUUAAAUUGCGUUAUCAUGCUUUAAGUGGUAUGAAUUUAAAGAAAAUAUCCUUAUGGCUUUGAACCUUUAAUGACAAUUUGCAAUUUCUCUGUGCUGUUUCUGCAUCUUUUGCCUACAACAAAAUUCUUUUUCGUAACAACUGCGAAAAUGCAUACAGAGAAUUGAGCGAAAAAUG
Messenger RNA from Mercenaria mercenaria, 2240 nucleotides. Its product is annotated as mevalonate kinase-like. Gene Ontology annotation, cellular component: cytoplasm. The record is from RefSeq and is a predicted model, not a curated record. The coding region runs from base 99 to 1271 and encodes 390 amino acids. NCBI's taxonomy places the organism in Eukaryota, Metazoa, Mollusca, Bivalvia, Venerida, Veneridae. Gene Ontology annotation, molecular function: ATP binding; mevalonate kinase activity. The transcript has 9 exons. Gene Ontology annotation, biological process: isoprenoid biosynthetic process; cholesterol biosynthetic process.